This is a messenger RNA of Seriola aureovittata, 5610 nucleotides long. Its product is annotated as E3 ubiquitin-protein ligase RNF19A-like. NCBI's taxonomy places the organism in Eukaryota, Metazoa, Chordata, Actinopteri, Carangiformes, Carangidae. The record is from RefSeq and is a predicted model, not a curated record. Gene Ontology annotation, biological process: ubiquitin-dependent protein catabolic process; protein polyubiquitination; positive regulation of proteasomal ubiquitin-dependent protein catabolic process. Bases 424 to 3003 code for a protein of 859 amino acids. Gene Ontology annotation, cellular component: ubiquitin ligase complex; cytoplasm. The transcript is spliced from 10 exons. Gene Ontology annotation, molecular function: ubiquitin conjugating enzyme binding; ubiquitin protein ligase activity; zinc ion binding.
CUCAGUCGGGGAAUGCAGCCUGACUGUCCUGCGAAGUUUCCUGCCACAUAUUUCCAACUACGGUUCACUGAGAAAUGGAGACUGAGGUGUACACGGCUGUAGUGAAGUAAAAGGAGUAACCAGUGGAAAUCUAACGGUUAGUGUCCUAGAUCUGAGCAACUGCAUCUCGGCCUCAACAGAAACCCUUCAUCACUGUGAUUUAAACCCAGGACAGACCGCACCACUGACUUCAAGUCCUCCUAUACCAACUUCAAGCCACUGCCACUAUGUCCUAGCUAACAGCAGUCCAGUUCCCUUCCCUGACCACCCUGUCCCUUAAGCCCCAGUCCCUUUCUCCAUCUUCUCCCCCUCUCACCGUCCCUUAUCUCCUCUCCUGAUGUGGUGAUUUCUGGUGGAAGCCCCAGCAGCACCCCGCCUGGCGUGAUGAGCAGCCUGCACCAGCAACAUCAUGGCAGCACAGGCUCAGAGCGAGAUCUUCACUCUGCCGCCUCCUCUGUCAGCCUCCCUUCAGUUAGAAAGACCCCCAAGAAGCGCCGUCUGUCCCUCCACUCACUCUUUGGUCGACGGCGCCGGCCUGACCGCGACCCCAAGCGCAAGUCCAGGACUCUGCAGUCCGGAGCUGGAGUGGACGGCGUUGUCAGCACUGAAAUUGUGCAGUCAGAGACUUUCCAUGAUAAAACUUCUGCCCAUUCUUUACCAGGUGUAGCAUCAACUUCAUCAGUGUCAGGGUCUUCAUCAGAGCUGCUGGAGUGCCCCUUGUGCCUACUGCGCCAUGCACGUGAGCGCUUCCCAGACAUCAUGACCUGUCACCACCGCUCAUGUGCAGACUGCCUGCGACAGUAUCUGCGCAUCGAGAUCUCAGAGUCUCGUGUCAACAUCAGCUGCCCUGAGUGCUCAGAGCGAUUCAAUCCCCACGACAUCCGGAUGAUCCUGGGAGACCGAGCCCUCAUGGAGAAGUACGAGGAGUUCAUGCUGAGGAGGUGGCUGGUGGCUGAACCUGACUGCCGCUGGUGUCCUGCCCCAGACUGCGGUUAUGCAGUAAUUGCAUUUGGCUGCGCCAGCUGCCCAAAGAUCACCUGUGGACGCGAGGGCUGUGGGACAGAGUUCUGCUACCACUGCAAACAGCUGUGGCAUCCCAACCAGACAUGUGACACGGCACGGCAACAAAGGGCCCAGAACCUCCGGCUGAGGAGUUUCAGGUCCUCCUCCCUCAGCUACAGCCAAGAGAGUGGAGCCGCAGGUGAUGACAUCAAGCCAUGUCCUCGUUGUGCUGCUUACAUCAUCAAGAUGAAUGAUGGAAGCUGUAAUCACAUGACCUGCGCUGUCUGCGGCUGCGAGUUUUGCUGGCUCUGCAUGAAGGAGAUCUCUGACCUGCACUAUUUAAGUCCAUCAGGCUGCACCUUCUGGGGAAAGAAGCCCUGGAGCAGAAAGAAGAAGAUUCUCUGGCAGCUCGGCACGUUGGUGGGAGCACCCGUGGGCAUCGCCCUUAUUGCUGGCAUCGCCAUUCCCGCAAUGAUCAUUGGUAUCCCAGUCUAUGUGGGUAGGAAGAUCCAUAACCGCUAUGAGGGCAAAGACAUUUCCAAACACAAGAGGAACUUGGUAAUAGCUGGUGGUGUGACGCUGUCUGUGAUCGUGUCGCCUGUGGUUGCUGCAGUCACUGUUGGCAUCGGUGUUCCCAUCAUGCUCGCUUACGUCUACGGAGUUGUCCCGAUCUCACUGUGUCGGAGCGGCGGCUGUGGAGUGUCUGCCGGCAACGGCAAAGGGGUGCGAAUCGAGUUUGACGAUGAAAAUGACAACAUAGGCAGUGGGGCUGCAGCCACAGACACAACCUCGGUGGCAGAGACGCGGCUCAACAAUCCCAGCCUCGGUGACGGAGCGAGCGUGGGCGGUCUGACGGGCCUGAGCCUCAGUGUCAGCGGGAGCCACAUGGAGCGCUGCGGCAUGAGCUCCACUCAGAGGGACAACAUGAGUGACAACGCCAGCACCACAGCCCUCGCCGGGACCAGCAUCACUGGCAGCCUGUCUGGCAGCUGCUACAACAGGAUGGAAGUGCAGGCUGACGUCCAGAAGGAGCGCUGCAGUCUGAGCGGAGAGUCAGCCACUGUCAGUCUUGGGACAAUCAGUGACAACGCGAGCACAAAAGCCAUGGCAGGAUCCAUCCUCAAUGCCUACAUGCCUCUGGAAAGAGACAAUAGUCUGGAAAUUCAGGCAGAUGUGGAGUCCAAACAGGAGAAGGUGAGACACUGCAGUGCCAGCAGCAGCCUGGAUGAAGCUAGCUGUAGCAGUAGCACCGCUGGCCUCAAAGGUGCUAGCGGUGGCGUAUGCCCCUGCUCAUGCCCCUCCACCUGCUGCUGUACACAGCAUGACAACCACUGCUGCCCCUCGUCUCCCUGGUCAAAGGAGCCCUCCACUUCAGGGGGCAAAAAGAGCAAAGGAAAGCUUUGGAAAAGAGCUAGCAGCAGCAAAGGAGAAACAAAAAUGAAUGAAACACAAGGAUAUAUGGAUGCUCAGCUCCUUGAGCAGCGAAGCACUAACUCCUCUGAGUUUGAUUCUCCAUCACUGAGCGGCAGCCUGCCCUCUGUGGCCGACUCGCACUGUAGCCACUUCUCAUCAGAGCUCAGCUGCUCAGAUCCUGAAACCUCAAGACCAGCUCACCCACCCUGCUCCGCCCCAAUGGAAACCCACACUCACCAUCCCGCCACCGCCGCCUUCAAUGACAUCACCAUCACACCCAUGCCUGAGGUGGAGAAUGACCGCCUGGAGCACUAUCCAUCACAGAGUAGCCACGUGGCCUUCACCCACCACCUGCUGCUGUCUGCAUCUCCACCUGCUUCACCAAAAGAGGGAAGUAGUGGGAAGUUUCUGUACAUCAGCGAGGAGAGCGUUGGCAAUGUCGCAGGCAUGGAGCCGGUGGAGGACGAGAGCAUGAACGAGACCACCAACAACACUGCAGUACAGCCUGUAAGCCCGACGAGGAAGCGCUGUAUACAAACAGACAUCUAAAGCAACUCUUCACCCCUUCUGCUGUUGGCUUUGUCACCACUGCUUGCUCAAUUAGCCUUAUCACCUAAUUUCACUCUUGAGCGAAGCAGCCAAUUCAUCUUUGGAAGCUGGGGGUCAAGUUUAAGGUAAUAUUAUAUUUUUAUCUGCUGUGGAGGCAGGAAUAUUAUGUGAAUGUCAGUCUGCACAGUUGCAGAGAGGGUCAAGGUCUAAGUUAGAGAAAGAUUUGUGAGUAAACAGAAGCACAGUAAAGUCAAAGCCAAUGGUUUGGUUCUGUUAUUCAGGCAGGACAACCAGGCGUGUGAAGAGGUUGUUGACGCUGGAGCAGCAAGGCUUAUAGAAGGUAGAGCUGAAUGUUUGUGGGCAGGUGUAAAGCAGGAUAUCAGUGUGGUGAGAUACUACACAAGGCUGUUUAUUUAUCCAGCUGUUAUGAUGAUCUGCAAAGUCUGACAUUUUCAGUCUGCACCCCUAAUGAUUUUCUGAAUCAAAACCUUUUCCUAAAGCUUACAAAAAGCAGAACUGAUAAAGCUGGAUGAGAGCGAGUAAAAUGUCUGAUAUUCUUUUCAAUAGUAAAUUGAGCUGCUAUUAUGAAGCAUCACCGAUCCUCCUUCAUUGCAUCUGCAAAAAUCUGGGUUCUUCAGGGUUUGCAUGAAUCAGGGAGGAGAUGUCAUCACUGUGGUCCACCACUGUGCCACCACUUCAUUCUGUGACUUCUUAAUGGUGAGAAACACAACAGCUAAAGGAUUGUUGAACCUUCUGUCGAGCGUCCAAACCUAAGCGGGACCAGUCCAGUAACAGAUUUUAUUUUUCCAUAAUCAUUGAUAAAGAAGUGAUUAUAAUUGCUUUUGUUUAAAAUGUGACCCUUGUUUUUUGUGCUAUGUAUUUGCUUAUUUUUAUUUUCCAUUUUGGGAAAGUUGGUUUUAAUGUUGAAGCCCUGUGUUGGGUCCAAACUUUUCAGUAUAAUGGGGUGGGAAUUGUGUUGACAAAGCUCAAGCCCUUCCUCGUUUUUAAUUAUUGUGAAUUUAAGUUGCCAUUUUGCAUAAUUUAAGUCUUCACAAGCCCCUGUCUACAGUGGUAAAAAUAGUUAUUUGUUUGUGGUUGCACCUGUGCAAAAAUGGAACUUUUUCACUGCAGUUUUUAGUAUAUCAUUGAAUUAUGAGAGUUGUAUUCAAAAAAGGGAAUUUUGUUAUUCCCUGUAAACUGAGAGAUGCAAAAAACCAGCAUCAAUUUUUAAUUUGAAAGUGUAGCAUGUUAUAGGGCUUGUUUUAGUAAUCAGUCACUAAAACUGGAAAGCCAUCCAAACACUAUUUCUUAUAAGAAAAAUAACCUGUCAAGUAACUAUACAACAAGAGCGGAUGUGUCCAAUAAGGGAAACACAUCAACUUCAAAAAUAGGUUUGUUGUGCAAUGAGAAACUUCUUGUGUAUUGGAGCACAUCCAUCUUUCAGUGGUUUAAUAUUCAGUAGUGAAUAUAUGGUAAUAAUGUUACAUUUUUGAUUCUCCCUCAGUAAUAUCCAAAUCAAAAUAUUAUUUUUGAUUCAGAGCUUUGGGUGUAUUUUAACUACAAUAUGUUUUAAAGUUGUUUCUUGAAUCCUUGCAAAUGAUUGAUGCAAAUAAUUUUAUAUUUGUUGGACCCACGGUGCCUUUUGGGGAAAAAUCCUUUGUAUAGUGUUUUUUAUUUUAUUUUAUUUUCCUCAUUCUGUAUGUCUUCAAAUGAUAAACAUAAAAAUCAUAAGAGAAUGAAUAAUGUUUGCCUCAUUAAAUGCUUGAAAUGCACGAAAGCUGAUGCUAAAUACUCAUCCUCCCAGUAGCUUGUUAAGCCUACCAAAGACUGCUCUCAGGCCACUGUGGUGUAGACUACGACACUCAACACAACUGUUAAUGGUGUUUGAUGGUACCAGAAGGAUUUCCUUGAAAUCUUCACACGAUUAGAGUUCAGUCCAUAAAGUUGAAAAAUGGCUUCUGUAGACCAGAUAAGUCAUGGCAAUACAACUUUGGAUUAAACCUAAUUAGGGGGCACUAGUUUAAAUCUCAAGACCAAAAUAUUUGUUUGUGGUUAAGUCAUUUUUAGGAAUAAUAAUUUGGAAAAUGUUUCCCUGAAGUAGCCAAAGUCUGAAAGUUGGUGGAAUUUAUGUGCUGUGGGAAGGUUAGUCAGCACGUGUUGGUAAUAAAACCCUUCUUAUCCAAAGCGAUCAGCAUCAAGAGUGUCUGAGUGCAGUAAGACUUCAUCUUGUGUUCAGCAGCUGCAGUGACCACAGAUUGCUCUGCCAUCUCAGCUGGUCGAGCUCAGCAUGAGCUGUCUCAGAGUGCAGAGCUUGUCUUCACCAGAGUAGCUGUGUUGAUGACUAAAAGAAAGUUUUGGUGCAAUACAACAGCCUCCAGCUGCAGGAUAUUCCCACCUCGUUUAUGUUCCUUCUGUUGAAAAAUGCCUGUUUAAUUCCUGUGAGUUUUAUAUUAUUAUUUGAAGACUAGUGCCAGGUCUGUUUUUUAGCUUGGUCAAAAGCAGUGUAUGCUAUUUGAAAAAGUAUAUAUUUCCUAAUCAUUUGCUUUAUAAUGUGCAUGUAAAUGCAUAUCUUUAAACAAAUUCUGUCAAAUAAAAUUCUGAAUCAAG